Pleurotus ostreatus (oyster mushroom) is the source of this 3558-nucleotide messenger RNA. RefSeq lists its product as uncharacterized. NCBI's taxonomy places the organism in Eukaryota, Fungi, Basidiomycota, Agaricomycetes, Agaricales, Pleurotaceae. The record is from RefSeq and is a predicted model, not a curated record. Bases 1 to 3558 code for a protein of 1185 amino acids. The transcript is spliced from 12 exons.
AUGCCCAAGUCUCAACGGAGGACACAGAAAGUGGUACCCGGGCUAGGCCAGCAUUAUUCUAGCCCGAAAAAGGCAGCACCUCGACAUGCUAUCUUUGUUCGACCCCUUGGCCACGAAGUCAAGAAACAACGUCUUACGGACGAACUUAACAAACUUUUAGGAAAAUCUGCCCCCACCCCAAUCACACCAACCUCGCCCAAGUCCCGUGCCGAUGCGUUGGACACUGAGGCCACUCUGGAUGCCGACACCGAUGCUCUGGACAAUUUCGCAGCCAUGGACAUAGACCCUCCCGCUCCUUGUGCUUCCCCUCCACCCCCAGCAAAGUCGAAGGGGGACAAUUCCACUGUCAUCAAGCUAUACACUUCCUGGGCAAGCCUGUUGCCAACUCUGGUUGACCCCCUCCUCAGAUACGAGCGCAAGUCAGUCAGUAAACCGUUGGUCUCACCCUCAAGAAUCCCGCCCGCCUGCGUAAGUAUUCCAGCCAACUGUGAGCUCAAGACAUUCAACAUCCUUUGCUUAUUUCAAGACCACUUCCGCACGAUGGAAGUUCAAGGAUGUAAAUGCCAAACCAUCCCACAACGACUCGUUUCCCAUGGCCUAUUCCCUACGUCCCCCUCGCAGCCACGAAUGGCUGUCUCGAUCGAUCUUCUCAAUUUCUUCCACGCACUCUUCGAGGAAUCUUGCGAUGCGGUGCAUGCAAUGUCUCAUGCCUUGAAGAAGUACUACCUUCUUCGGGGUUAUGCUCUUACAAGUAAGCAAACGGGGGACGAAGUGAAGGAGCCCUUUCGAAGAAGCCUUGGGUGUGCCAUGCAGUGGCAUGAUACACUUCGCCUACUCGUGGAGAGGCGAGUCGAAACCGCGGUCAACGUCAUGAUCGAUGCAGCACGAAAUCCAGCCAUCAACACGAGGCUCGAGCCACUUGAAACUUCGGAAUUUCUGAGCCAAGAACCGCCAGCAAUCAAGCCUGCAUGCGACCAGCCCCCCCUGCAUCCUGGUGAUCGAUGCGCAAGGAAACUGCAGACUCGAUGUCCUGCCUGCUUUGGAGGAGAUAUGUUCGGUAUUCCAUUCACAGAUGGUGGCGACUUUCAUGUGGCGGUUGAUGGGAACUUCCAUCAUCGGCACCGACGCAGCGCUGGCGACAGUGCCAGGUUCCACAAACCAGAAUACUUCCUCUCGAAGGAACAAGUCGACAAAGUCGGUGUGCACAUCUCCAAGGUCCGAAAGUCAAAGCCAAAGGAAACACAGCCCGUCGUUCCCAACGAGGCCAUCGAUCAAUGUAAGCAGUCUCACGAUGCCGCCAAUGAUAACAAGGCAAAGUCCAACGAAGAACAAUUCGAUGAUCAUGGGAUCAGUGCCCUUGUCUGUCGCCAUGGAGCACCGCUUUUCACCGCCAAUAUCGAUACACCCGGUGAGCAGCAGAAGUACGCUGUUGCACUCAUACAGCACUUCUUUCAGCACAUUCCUGGCAAUUCCACUGUUCUUGUUCUGUACGAUGUAGGUUGCGUUUUAAACCGAUCGUUGGAAUUGUACGACAUCCUUCCCCCUGAUAUCACAACACGACUCGCAUUCACUACAAGUGCUAUGCACGCCUAUGCGCAUCAGUGGUCCUGUCAGCUCGUGUACAAUCCGCGGCUUCGGGAGGGUGUUGGGCUUACUGAUGGCGAGGGCGUAGAACGCCUGUGGUCGAGGCUUCGCAAGCUCAUCGGGAUCACUCGAACAUCAGGAAGAUCUCGCCGCAUAUGGCUUGUCGACCGCCAGCUCGAUAGCAUUGGAUCGUCGCACCGGGAAGGCCUCGGUGACUGGCUCACAAGACGCAAUACCUUCGCGCAAAGGGAAUUGGCGGCAAAUAAGACAGUGAUACGGAAUACUGGCUUUUCUACCAACGAGCUACGCUGCGAGUGGAGUCUACAACGAAAAGCACAGUUGUCUCUCGACAGUAUCCUCAACCUUCAGUCGGAGCUGGACUCACUAGAUACCACCAUUGAAGCCACGAAAAGGGCCUUGAGUAAGGGCACGACCCCACUGGCCUCCACCCUCCUUCCUGAAUUAUCGAUCACUGGAGACAGGCUCCGGACACAGGCGGAUCGAAUAUACGACACUCUCAAUGUCCAAAACCGAUUCCCAGAGCUUAGGCAAUGCAGCCUUGAGUUUGUCCGGAUACUCCUUGUCUUGCGAGACCUGAAGAUUAACAUACGGAAACGCGCCAUCGGUAGUUUCUUCGAAUGGGACAAACUUGACCAAGCCGUGGGUGGACGACAACAGUCGAUAGGCAUGCCAUCAAGGACAAAACUACAUCAACGUACAAGGAAUGCCAUCACCAAGCGAAGGCCAGCGUUACUUACGGCAAUCAAUAAGUUCAACUCGCUGUGCGGUACCCUCGAGAAAUUGCACGAUCCCACAUGGUUGGUGCCACUCCCUAAACCCCUUCCAACGCAGCUGAGUGGCCUCCGGGACGCCCAAGAGCUUAUGGAGGAUGUGUGGAUCACACCGUCCGAAUCUACGGUGCCACGUUGGCUCGAAAAUGUCGACAUUCGCAAUGGGAUUCGUGCCAUGCAAAAGGUCGACCGCUGCACAGAAGAGGCCGUCCGACUGUGCCGCGAGGCCAACAACAUGUGUCUCUGGUUUGCCGCAGAAGCAACAGCGGUGCGGCAGGCUUUAGCUGCACCUCGGAACAAGAACCUUUCAUUGCGGCUAGAACAAUAUCUUACCUCUGUUGAACGCCUUGAGGCCCGAUGGUCAUGUACCCUCAUUACCCGCAAGCGCCUUCAGGGAAUACUUGAGCAGUCGACAAAUGUACAUUCAAGUCCCUCAAAUCGAGAGACAUGUACGACAUCAAUCAACUACUUGUUGGAGGCCGACGAUCCCGAUGACGACGACACACCUGCCGAUGAGGCUCGCUUCCUUGAGCCUGAAGCAUUCCUCCUUUCCGACCUACUGGACGAUGCCGAGGCAUCCGACGAUCCCAACGAACCAGAUGUCGUGUCAAUCGAGGCCUCAAGUAGUAACGGCACACAGCAUGGUCAUACUGCCACCACACCAACCAAAAUCUGCAAGUACCCGGCUCUUACCGACAGCCGCGAGAGCUGCGAGGUCAUGCUAACCAAUCAGGACCAACCGACACUCUGUAGUCUAGCUACCAUUGAUUGGGUCCUACCAGAUAACAUGCAUAUCGACUACAACACCCUGCCCCUGCUUCGCAGUAUCUCUUAUGCUAACCUUGUUCUGCCUUCCAAUAAUGCUCCCCGCGCCGUUGGCAGGCUAUCGAUGUAUGCUGAUUCCAUUCGCCUUCUAUCGGAUCCUAACGCGUGGCUGGACGAUGUUUGCAUCAACGGUUGUGCGAGUUUAUUACAGAACUUCCUCUCGGCUCCCCAGCUUCCAUCAUCCGAGGCAUCGAAGGCAUGCGCUAUAUUUAGCACACAUGACCUUGUUCGACUACGACAAAACACGCCAGACGAUUACUUUUGGCGUCAGGUAAAGACCACCGAAUACUGGAAGAAGACCACUUGGAUCGUCCCCAUCCAUCCUUUGGCCAACGUCAAUCUUGGGCUCGAGACGUAG